AUGGCAGGUCCGACAGCUGUCGCUAACAACGCCGGCCCAGCUGCCAUCCCGCCCGUCAUGCAAGCGGCAGUGGAUGCUCGUGCUACUAAGCAAAGAACUACAAGGACGUCCAUCCCGACACAAUCUGGAAAAUGGAUUCUUGGCAAGACAAUUGGUGCUGGUAGUAUGGGUAAAGUGAAGCUUGCCCGGAAGGAAGAUGGCACAGAACAAGUCGCAUGCAAAAUUAUUCCUCGAGGCUCUACCGAAGAUGGCCAUCACAGUCGAGCCGAUAAAGAAAGGGCCGACCAGUCGAAAGAAAUCCGAACAGCGCGAGAGGCAGCUAUCGUAACCCUUCUACAACACCCACACAUCUGCGGCAUGCGAGAUGUGGUCCGAACCAAUUAUCAUUGGUACAUGCUCUUCGAAUACGUAAAUGGAGGCCAAAUGCUAGAUUAUAUUAUCUCUCACGGAAAAUUAAAGGAAAAGCAAGCGAGAAAAUUUAGCAGACAGAUUGCCAGCGCCCUAGACUAUUGCCACCGGAAUAGCAUAGUGCAUCGAGAUCUUAAGAUCGAAAACAUACUUAUCAGUAAGACUGGCGACAUCAAGAUCAUUGAUUUUGGUCUUAGCAACCUCUUCGCGCCUCGUGGUCAUCUCAAAACAUUCUGCGGAAGUUUGUAUUUCGCGGCUCCCGAACUGUUACAGGCCCGAGCCUACACAGGUCCCGAGGUUGACGUAUGGAGUUUUGGUAUCGUUUUAUAUGUGUUAGUGUGCGGAAAAGUCCCAUUCGAUGACCAGAGCAUGCCAGCUCUUCAUGCGAAGAUCAAGAAGGGAGAUGUAGACUAUCCUAGCUGGCUAUCUAAUGAAUGCCGAAAUCUACUCUCCCGUAUGCUAGUCACUAGUCCCAGACAGAGGGCGACAAUGUUCGAAGUCAUGAACCACCCCUGGAUGAUCAAGGGGUAUGGUGGGCCGCCCGAGAAUUACUUACCUACCCGCGAACCAUUGACGCUCCCGCUCGAACCAGAAGUCAUCAGUGCCAUGACUGGAUUUAACUUCGGCCCUCCGGAGAUGAUCAAGGCACAACUUACGAGAGUAAUUGAAUCUGAUGAAUACAAGCGAGCGGUGGCUCUCCUUCAGAAAGAGAAGGAAGCGCCCCCUGCCCCUAAAGAUGUGGAGAAGAAGCGAGGGUUUGGAUUCGACUUCUAUAAACGACGCAACUCAGGAAGCAGUCGUGAUAACUUAACGACCCCAAGCACGGAUGCUCUUCAGCUUGGUGCCGACCCGCUUAAUGCUUUUAGCCCUCUUAUUUCCAUCUACUAUCUAGUGAAGGAGAAACAAGACCGGGAUAAGGUAGACGCCGUGCCAAAAUCACAUACGCCCAAGAACGUCGCGGACUCCCCAAUGCCGGAAAUCGUGCCACCCCCCGAGGCACACACGAAUACAGCAGCUUACGAGAUGGCCGGAGAGAAGGCUACCGGCGGAAGAUCAAGACCUCGUGCUAGGACCCAUGGUGAAGACGACGCCCCAGAAGAAGCGAAGAAAGCCCCGCCCUCGCCGAAUGUGCUAGUUCCUCCUGAGACUCCUGUGGAUCCGCCUCAGAAGAAGGAAAGUGCAGCUGCUGGUAUUCUUAGGCGGUUCAGCACUAGACGCCGUAAGGAACCAGAAAGGCUCGACAAGGACCGUUCGCAUCCACCGGUAGUCCACGUUCAUUCGCCAACCGAACCCCCAACGACGCCACGGAAAAGUUUCAGCAUACGCAGAUCAAGGCGAGAACGAGAUGAGGACGACCACCCACCGACUAGACUGCGUUCUGGGAGUAGUCAGCCACAACAUAGAGACUUACUUAGCCCACCACUCUCGGCCGGUGGUAACUUAUCCGGCAGCAAUAAAGGUCUUGGGCGGUCGACUAGCGUAAGCUCAGCAGAAUUUAGGAGACGACCGUUUGGUUCUGCGCACAAAAUUGCCAAAGACCCACCGCCUACUAGCGGUUCCGACCAAUCAGCGGCUACCGAUAAAAUUACGCCCGAGCCCAAGAGUGCUUUGAAUCCUCGCGCUGCCUCUAUGAGGGCUCGGCCGUUGGGCCAUGCACGCCGGGAGAGCAUCCAAGCGCGGAGGGCUCGCAGGGGAGAAACUCGUGCCGCCGAUGUCCCCGAAGAGACGGACCAGGAACUUGGUGAGGCAAGUGGAAAUUCGGCGGAGCGCCUAGACGACUCGGAGUUAGCUAAACCAGUUUUUCUGAAAGGUCUCUUUAGUGUCUCGACAACGUCGACCAAAUCGGUACCUGCCAUUCGUACGGAUGUUAAGCGGGUAUUGAGACAGCUUGGUGUUGAUUACACGGAGAUCCGUGGAGGAUUCUCCUGUCGCCAUACGCCUAGCAUUGACCUUAAGAAAGGAGGAGAUACACCGGGUAGCCCCGCGCCUACGCCUGGUCACCGUCGUAGGUUUAGCUUUGGUAUCAGGACCGAGCGUGAUCGUGAAGAAAUCCGAGAUAUGGAUCGAGUUCCGCCCACACCACGGACGCCUGGAAGAGUAGCAGCCGAUAGGAGUGACUCAACCUCGGAGGUUUCCGACGCGGAUAGCAUUCAGCGAGACGCAACUGGAUCAUCGAGGAGAGUACCGGGUGAGACAACCACACACGUACAGAGCGACUUAGGUGGUAAUAUGGUCCUAGAAUUCGAGAUCUUCAUUGUUAAGGUUCCCCUGCUUUCGUUGCAUGGAAUUCAGUUCAAGCGUAUGGAAGGAAAUACGUGGCAAUUCAAGAAUUUGGCAGACCAAAUAUUAAAGGAGUUGCGUCUAUAA
Molecule: messenger RNA, 2775 nt
Organism: Hypoxylon trugodes
Lineage: Eukaryota; Fungi; Ascomycota; Sordariomycetes; Xylariales; Hypoxylaceae
Product: Pkinase-domain-containing protein
Exons: 3
Coding region: 1-2775 (924 amino acids)
Biological process (GO): protein phosphorylation; intracellular signal transduction; microtubule cytoskeleton organization
Cellular component (GO): cytoplasm
Molecular function (GO): tau-protein kinase activity; protein serine/threonine kinase activity; ATP binding
Source: RefSeq, a predicted model, not a curated record